AUGAUCGUGCUGUGGGUUACACUGCUUGUUCUGCAUCAUGGAUAUUCACUGGUUCCAGUGAUCACAGUUCAUCUUGGUGAAUCUGUGACCUUCACAUGUGUGUUACCUGAUAAGGAGGGAAGCAGAAGAAGCCUCUACUGGUACAAGCAGAGUGCCGGGGAUACUCUGAAAUCAAUUGUUACAGUGUUUGGAUCUACAAAACCUGAGUAUGCACCAGGAUUUUUAAAAUUGAGAUUGGAAGUGAAAAAUGAUAAAAAAUUCAGCAACCUGACUAUAGUGAGGACGAUUCAUGGGGAUGAAGGAAUGUAUCACUGUGCAGUCCUGGAGUGGAAUAAUGCUACAUGGAGUGGGACAUAUCUGUCAGUAAAAGGAAACUCUCAGAGGACAUCAAACUAUACUGUUGUUCAGAGGUCGACAGUAUCUGACUCUUACUCAAUGACUCUCCAGUGUUCAGUCCUUUCUGGCUCUAAGAACAAGACAUGUUCAGGAGAUCACAAUGUGUACUGGUUCAGAGCUGGAUCAGAUAAAUCUCAUCCAAACAUCGUCUACACUGAUGGAAAUAAACCUGAUGAAUGUCAGAAGAAACCUGAUGCACAUUCUCCUCCAAAGAGCUGUGUUUAUCACUUCUCUAAGACUGUCAGCUCCUCUGAUCCUGGGACUUAUUACUGUGCUGUGGCCACAUGUGGAGAGAUCAUUUUUGGAAAUGGAACAAAGCUUGAGAUUGAAGUGCAAACAACACACACAGUAUUCAUUGCAAUGGGGAUAUUAAUAAUCUGCUUGACCAUUUCUGUUAUUGGAAAUGUCAUCCUCAUCUGCAACCGAAGAGUGCGUGAACAAUCUAAGAGAAUGGAAAGUGAUAUUUCAGAAGUAAGAAGUGAUAACUGCCGCCAACAAACUGAAGCUGAGGACAAACUGAACUACGUGGCUUUGAAUUUCUCUGAAAGAAAAGCAACAAGAGGAAGACAGAGGAGAGAGUUUGCUGAGGACAGCGUGUACUCUCAAGUUAGAUGUUGAUACUCUUGCAUUUUAAUCUGAAACUUAAAUCAUGUUAUACAAUGUGUUUGCAUUUGUUUGUAAUGGUCUUGUUUUAUUUUUUUUUUUUUUUUAUUUUCUAGCUUACAUGCUAUCUAGAGAUCCAUCUAGAGAUUCUGAAUUAGAGAAAAAUAAUGCACCCCUGUUACUGUUCCAGGUCUGUGUUUCAUUAUUUUUAUAUGCAUUUUGCAUUAUAUUUAUGUGCAUUUUUACAGAAAUUAUAGCAGGAAAUGAGGGAGAGAUGAGGUAUCAGUCAGUGCCCUCUGUUGUAACCAGUGUCAGAAGAGAGACAUAUCAGAGAACAUUUGAAAGUAAGUUUAUUGUAUCAUUAUGUAUAACUCUUGUUUGAAAGCAAACUUCACAUGACCAUAAAGCAGCUGUAGGUAAAUGUCUAUAAGAAUUUAUGCAUAUUACUUUUUCUUUGUUUUGCUGUGCGACCAUGCAAACUCUUUGUGAACAUGAUUUGGAACUGUAUCAAACUAUGUCAAUAAAAAUGUU
Lates calcarifer (barramundi perch) is the source of this 1530-nucleotide messenger RNA. RefSeq lists its product as uncharacterized. The record is from RefSeq and is a predicted model, not a curated record. Gene Ontology annotation, biological process: response to bacterium. NCBI's taxonomy places the organism in Eukaryota, Metazoa, Chordata, Actinopteri, Centropomidae. The coding region runs from base 1 to 1014 and encodes 337 amino acids. The transcript is spliced from 6 exons.